UCGUUGUGAAUCUCUCUCUCUCUCGAGCGAUUAUGGGAGAGAUCAACGAUGAUGACUGGAGAAACGGCCUCGACAUCUCCGGGCUUAGUCUGAUGGACGAGGACGAUAGCCUCCUCCUCCUCUUCCCCGAUCCCACCUCAGGUACUGAUAAGGAAGACAGAGGAGGACUUGAUUGGUUUGGGGAAGAUGAAUCGAGUGAGCUUCACAAGUAUAACCUGAGAAAGAGUCUUGCUUGGGACAAAGCUUUUUUCACCAAUGCAGGUGUUCUGGAGCCUGAUGAACUGUGUCAUAUGAUUGAAAGCAAUCAUGUGGAUGAGAAGAAAGUUUUGGCGGCUAUUCAAGAGGAUGUGAAGAGAUCAACGGAGUCCAUAUCUACGUUGAAGAGUGACUGUACUGUGGAGACGAGUGAGGGUUGUGUUUUGUUUGAGGAUGUAAGAGCGUCAAUCCAAAGGUCUUCUGAUGCUGCUGCUACACCUGACAAGAGUAAGGAACUGGGAGAAAGAGAUGAUGCAGUACAUAGCCCAACUCCAAGUACACUAGGCGACCCUGACUCUAACGAAAAGGUGAAACCCAAUGCUAUUCGUAAAAGGCCAAGUAUUAGGGCACAAGGACUAGGGAAGGUGACAAAGCAGGCUCUUGCUGGAAAAGAGCACAAUACAUCAUCCAUUUCUAGGCCAUCCACUGGACUCAGCAGAAGUGUAAGAGCUUCGGUAGAUGUCAACAAAACCAAACAAGGUGAAUCGCCUGUGUCUCCCAGAGUUACAAUCUCAAGGAGGGUUAGACCCAUUGUAUCAAAACCUGGACCGCCUUCCAAAUCUGCUUUAAGGUCCUCCAAGAAUGAAUUGACAUCUUCCUGCUCUUCACUUGAGAGCUGUAUCAGUGCUUCCUCAAGCGCUCCUAAAAAAUCUCCGCUAGAGUCGGCAAACCAGAAGAAAUCUCAGAGUUCAAGAACAGCUUUCCAUUCUAUGGCGAACGGUUCCACAUCCAGAGCUGCGUCUAGAGUUUCACCCCUCUCAGCUAGUAGCACAUUCAAGUCCAGGCUUCCAUGUAAUGCAUCUUUUCUUAGUGCUUCUGUCGACUGGUCUUUUAACUCGCCGAGAGCUUCUACACCUAAUAAAAUGGCUAAAGGUAAGAAUCAACAUGGUUCCAUGACGAAACCAACAGGACUCCGUGUGCCAUCACCAAAACUAGGCUACUUUGAUGGAGGGUGGAGCAGCGUUGCAAGAACACCCACAGGAUCCUGUACUGGUGGCUCAGCAAAACAUGGAGCUCGUUGUCUGAAUGAACCAACAGCUUCAAGUAGGACCAAGUCUCGUCUUGUACAAGAAUCCACAAAUUCUAAAACAAAGGCCAGGCCUGUUUCAAGGAGCUCCAGGCUGAUUGUGCCAGCUUCUGCGUCUUCACCAAAGGUUACCAGCAAAACUUAUUCAAAGGUCAGUGCAGAGGAACGACUCAACGGCGAUGCGGUGGAAGAUAAUCUAGCACAGUGAUGAAAGCCAAGUCACCUGCAACCUUAUUAUAUUAUCAUCUAAGGCUGGCUAUUAGGUUAAAGACCAGAUCGACAAGUGCAGUGUCAUGUGUAUAGUAUAGCUUUGAUUUGCACUUGCUGUCUCUGGUUCAUAAACAUAGCUUUAUUAUAAUUAUUAUGUUGUUGUUUUCUAAGUAUGUUUUUGAACCGGAAACAACAAAGUUCAGCUUUCAUAAAAGUUGAUCAGAGUUUCA
Messenger RNA from Brassica oleracea var. oleracea, 1722 nucleotides. Its product is annotated as absent in melanoma 1 protein. Gene Ontology annotation, molecular function: microtubule binding. The transcript has 7 exons. Lineage: Eukaryota; Viridiplantae; Streptophyta; Magnoliopsida; Brassicales; Brassicaceae. Bases 33 to 1490 code for a protein of 485 amino acids. The record is from RefSeq and is a predicted model, not a curated record.